This is a messenger RNA of Acipenser ruthenus (sterlet), 4337 nucleotides long. RefSeq names its product zinc finger protein 420-like. The record is from RefSeq and is a predicted model, not a curated record. The transcript has 3 exons. The coding region runs from base 140 to 1297 and encodes 385 amino acids. NCBI's taxonomy places the organism in Eukaryota, Metazoa, Chordata, Actinopteri, Acipenseriformes, Acipenseridae.
GUAAAACGAGUCUGUUAUUUGAUGUCUUUCUUUAUCAAAAUUGAAGUGCUGGUUUUAUAUGCAUGUUAAUUCUCAAGUAAAAACUAAAUUAAACGCAGAGGAUUCUGCUACUCGAGUCUCAAGCUAACAGUCAGUGAAGAUGGACGUCAACGUCUCCGUGUCGUUCUUUCAAGACGAGCUCGCCUCUACCAUCGAGCACGCAGUGAAAGCGGCUGUAGACACCGUCUUGUGCGAAAUCACAAAAGUUGUCGGCGGCAUAUUCACUGAUUUCCAAAUGGAAAUGGCUGGAAAGGAGAAAGAGAAUGAAAGUCUGAAGUUGAGAUUGGAAAUAUCAGAGAGCGAGUUGAAAGCAGUGCGGGAAUGCAUGAACGCUGCAGAUGCAGACAUUAAACAACCUCUCAGAAACAUGAACCCCGACUGCAAUGAACAAGACUUUCAGAGGAACGAGAACCAGGGAUUAUUUCAAGAUCCCAAAGAGAGCCAUGCUGUACCUAAAUCUGAAGCACAGGAGGGGCCAAGGAUAGAAUCAGUUUACACACUAGAGGAGCCCUUUGACCAGGAGUGGUGUGCAAGUCUAAAGCAGGUUACAGAGCUGACAUGUGUUAAAGAUGAAGAGGUCCCUCGACUGGAAUGUGUUCCUAUUAAAGAGGAAUUCAUAGAACAGGAAUGCGUCCCCAUCGCAGAGGAAGUUCCUACUGAAAAUAAUGUCUGGACACUUGAGGAGAACAACAAGCUGGGAUCCAGCCUGUGUGAUGAUUGUCCAUCUGAAUGUGGACUGGGAUUUAGAGCUGCUAAAGGAAAUAUCACAGGAGGGACUCCUUUAUCACAUCUUAAAAUCCACCAGCGUGUUCACACAGGAGAGAAACCUUAUCACUGCUUUAAGUGUGGGAAGAGAUUCAGUAAUGUUACAAACCUUAAAAUCCACCAACGUGUUCACACAGGAGAGAAACCCUACAGCUGUAAUGAAUGUGAGAAGAGGUUCACUCGAUCGGAAUAUCUUAAAAAUCACCUCCGAAUUCACACAGGAGAGAAGCCACACCACUGUAAUUACUGUGUGAAGAGUUUCACUCAGUUACAACAUUUAAAAGCACACCAACGAAUUCACACAGGAGAGAAGCCAUACCACUGUGAUGACUGUGGGAAGCGCUUUACUGAAUUAGGAACUCUUAAAAGACACCAAAGAAUUCACACAGGAGAGAAACCGUACCAUUGUAAUGACUGUGAGAAGCGCUUCACUGAAUUAGGAUCUCUUAAAAGACACCAACGAAUUCACAGGAGAGAAACCACACCAUUGUAAUGAAUGUAGGAGAAGUUUCACUCGAACAGACAGCCUUAAAAUACACCAACGAAUUCACACAGCAGUGAAACCCUAAAUGCUGAAUGCUGUGAAAGAUUUAAUCUGGUGGGACAUCUUAAUAAUCAGAAAACACUAACAAGACAAAAACUCUGUCACUGAAGAGAUUAACCCCUUCUCUGCUGAGGCCCUUGUGACCCUCAGCGCUACAGGAAUUUUGUCAGUUUGUUUUCCACCAAAAUGACCAUAUGUGCCCUUUCAGAUACCCCAGACAAUCAAUCAAUCUCUCUCUUGCUCUCUCGCUCUCUCUCUCUCUCUCUCUCUCUCUCUCUCUCUCUCUCUCUCUCGCUCUCUCUCUCUCUCUCUCUCAAAUUCAAACUGGCUUUAUUAGCAUGACAGGAGUGAUCCAGUGUUACCAAAGCAUUUCAACACACAUUACAUGUUGGGGCAGCAGUGUGGAGUAGUGGUUAGGGCUCUGGACUCUUGACCAGAGGGUCGUGGGUUCAAUCCCAGGUGGGGGACACUGCUGCUGUACCCUUGAGGAAGGUACUUUACCUAGAUUGCUCCAGUAAAAACCCAACUGUAUAAAUGGAGAAUUGUAUGUAAAGAUAAUGUGUAAAAAAUAAUGUGAUAUCUUGUAACAAUUGUAAGUCGCCCUGGAUAAGGGCGUCUGCUAAGAAAUAAAUAAAUAAAUAAAUAAUAAUACAUACAUAAAAUAGAAAUACAAUGUUAAUAACACACACUAUCACCCCCCUCCCUCCUCCUUAACAGAAUGUAAGCAAUAUAACAGCCCCCUGUCUAAUUUAACAAUAAACAGGUCAUUUCUAUUGAGUGUCUCCACACUGUCCCUCAGGCUGGGACAGGCACGCACGUCCUGGGCUGCUCACUCUGCAGUCAGAGCCUCCUCUCCCAGCAGGAUCUGCAGUUUCUCAGUCAGGCAGGUGUGGAAACUGGGUCAACUGACUCAAGAAUUUCAGGAGGUGUGUGUCCCUUAUUUGGCAGUAUAUGGAGCAGGACAGCAGGAGGUGCGCCUUUGUUUCGACUUCUCCCAGCUCACAGUGACAGCACACUGUUCAGUCUGUCCAGCCAGCUCCUUUCAUGGCGGCCUGUUUCGACGGCCAGGCUGUGGUCACUGACUCUGUACUUCGUUAGGGUUUGUCUUUGUUUGGGAUCUUUUACCCUGAUAUUGUGCCAGGUUAAAGCCCCUGUUCAGGGCUCGAGAGCAUUCCAAUUUGUUAAUUAAUUUUGUUUCAUUAUCCUAAUGCUCAAUGUAUGUCAUUUUAUUAUUGAGAUCAAUUUGUUUAAAUGUUAUUGCUGUAAUUUUGUCAUCGGCAGUGUUGCCAGGCUAGUGUUUCUUUGCUCGUUGUCUCAGGGGGUCUGUCUGAGCAGAGCUGGGGUCUCUGGGAUGCUUUGUGGGAUGGAGUAAGGGGAAGAGACCAAGUUCAGUUCCCGACACACAUGGUUGUUAUCCCAUGUUUUGUAAUUAUAUUUUGAAAUUGGGCCCCAUAUUUGGCUGACAUAAAGAAGGAUUUGUUGGAUAACAGUCACAGAUUUUUAGCCAUAUCUUUAUUGGGGGGGGGGGGGUUAUAUUUGUAAAGUGCUUUUUUCCUUCAAUGCGUUUAUAGCCACAUUGGAACUCCGUGACGCGCUGAUGGUCAGAACCAGGUAAACGUGGCUAGUGGUGAUUCCCAGAGUGAAGCAGUUCCUGUUUCUCCAUGAUUUCAUGUUUCAUUAUUUACACUAUUUACAAAGUCAAGGUCAUACAUACAUACAUACAUAUACACACAGAGAGAGAGAUGGUGGAUGUCACGGUGGUGUGCCAGGUGCACGGUUGCCAGCAGGGUGCAGCCUCGGGACACCUCAGCGUUGAUGUUAUGGAUGACUGGCUGUGGCACGUCCUGCUCUGGGCAGUAGGGUGGAGAUGGUAACCUUGGUUGAGGGGAACUCUUCGGUGGCUGUAGCUGCCACCUGCCUCAGGGUUUGGCCACGUCGCCCCUGCGUGUGCGCUUAGGUCGUUAGUCCCGGUGUGGAUCAGGAUGUGCUGGGCGUCGCUCAGUCUUCGCCCUGACAGCAGGUCUGUGUUGUUGGGCACCAGAUCUUCUUUACUCUUCUUCCAGGGAAGAGGCGCCUCUCAUUCAGAUACUUCUCAUUUGAGAUGCUCAGGAUGAUAAUUUCUGCACUGGCCUGCUGCACAGUGAGUGUGUCAGUGCUUGGGGUGUUAGAAGGGGCAGUCUGUGUGUGAACACCUUUCAGGUAAAAAAAACGAUCGACGAUCCCCAACAAACUUAUCAGAACUGGAGCAAUUUUCCCGUGAAGAAUGGGCAAACAUGUCACCAUCCUACUGCGCAAAGCUAGUAGAGACCGAUCCAAAAAGACUCAUAGCAGUAAUUGCUGCAAAAGGUGCUUCUACCAAGUACUGACUUAAGGGGCUGAAUACUGCAACCAGCAAAUUUCAUUUUGUACAUCUUCUUUGCAAGUCUUGCUGACAUUUAACCUCCUCCUCAUAUAACAGUGUUCACUUUAACCACGACAGCUUUGAAUAAAAAAAGUUAGUUUGAAAAACUGUGCAUACAUUAUUUGUAAUUCAACAAAAUGUGACAUUAUUGGUAGGGGGUGAAUACUUCUGCAAACCACUGUGUGUGUGUGUGUGUGUGUGUAUAUAUAUAUAUAUAUAUAUAUAUAUAGUUUUUGAUCCAGCUAGUUACUACGCCCAGCACAAUAACUUAGACUUUUAUUGGCCAACAGAAUCAGGUGUUAAUGUGUUUGUGAACACAGAACCAAUGUGCGAUGUUUGAACGUCAUUAGAUCUUUUUAUGUCUAAACGUACCUGCUGUACACUAGGAUGUAAUGCAAGGCUCAUUAUUACAAUGUUCGAGUCAAAAUAAAAUUUUAAUCUAAAUAUUGUGUAUUUCCUAGAAAAUAUGACUGGGAAAAUAUUGAAUAGUAGACAAAAUUGGGUAUGAAUCAGUAAAAACCGAGAUACAGUUAAAAAAGAAAAUGUAAUUUUUCAGUAAAAUUUGCUGUAAACCGGAAAUGCAGAACA